AUGGGGUCAUGUAUUACUAAAACUGCAAACGUUGAAGACGGUCUCCCUCCUAUCCCAUUCCCUGACUUUUCUUAUCUCAGGCGAGCCAAAAAGAGCGUCCUUACAAUCAAAAAUAAGUCAGUCCAGAAAGAGCAUGUCAGAGGUCUGGUAGAAAUAAGAAAUGAUGCUGGGAUAGGACUAACGUCAUUGCAAAAGAUAAUUCUGGUAGGCGGAACUGAUGAAUCGGCUCAGCUAACAAGCAGAGUUGUGCAGCUAGAUCCAGUAAACUCAAUUUACCACUAUAUUCAAGAUUUACCAGUUCCGGCGAAAAAAGGGUUUAUUCAGGAAUUUGAAGGCUGGCUUUAUUAUGUGGGAGGAUUGGUAAAAAAUCCAGACGUCGAGUCACCACACAAUUUUAUUCCAAGCCCACUGAUGAGGCUCAACUUAGCUUCUUCUCAUUGGGAAGUCCUAGAAACAGCCCAAGAAACAAGGGCUGAUGGAGAAAAAACAAUUAAUUACAGAAAUUUGUACCAGCCAGGUACUUUUAUUCACGGAAGCAAGAUGUAUUUGGUAGGAGGACAGGUCAUAAAUCCUGACACCAAUGAAGCUGUGCCAAAUAAGAAAAUUUAUUCAAUAGACUUAUAUUUUUCUGCUAAAUUUUUUUAAACUCCAAUAUAUAUCUAUUUCCUAUUUUUUAUGCAAAAUUAUCUACAUAUCUUCAAAUAAUCUAAAUAAUUUAUCUUUAAUUUAUUACAAUCCCCUGAUUUAAUUCUACUUGACGAAGACGUGAAGUUAAAAAUGCACGCAAAUCACCCUAUUUGUGUCCUAAACAAAAAUGACAGCGUCGUCCAAAUUUUCGGUGGCAAAACUUCUGAUAUGAGGCUAUUCCGAAACAAUUUUGAAGUAAAUUUAGACACCAAAGAAAUCAAAGAAACCCAGCCGUUUCCAUUCUUUGUAAAGGAGCACUACCCACCAAUAUACCAAAAAGAAUAUACAAUAAUAAUAUCAUUCCCUAAAAUCGCUGUACAGAGGGUAGGAUACCAUGACUGGAAAGUAUUUGACUUUAAGAGAGAAGACGAGGUUCAAAAAAACCAAGAAUACUUAAAAGCUGUAGGAAAAGGGCUAGAAGAAAGAAAAGAACCAGAAAGGCAUAAUAUCAACACAAAAAGUCCUUAA
Molecule: messenger RNA, 1155 nt
Organism: Blepharisma stoltei
Lineage: Eukaryota; Ciliophora; Heterotrichea; Heterotrichida; Blepharismidae
Source: the annotation of a GenBank genome assembly